AAACUGGUGGUUAACCUUUAAUUUGGAUGUGAAUGUAUGAUUGGAUUAUCAUGUCCAUGUUACUGAUAAACUUCACAAGAUUGAUCUAAAGAUGUUUAUUGCAAUUGAUCUCAGGAACAUCUUUGAUGUCAUCACCAAACAACAUGAUUAUGCCUUCCAACAAUAUUUCUCAUGGUAUGUUCUUCACAAAUUCCUCUCUGGUUUCACUAAAACAAUUUAUUGAAGAUAGUCAAUGUCUCCCACAAGGUCCUAGGGAUUAUUACAAUUUGGCAAAGAGGGACUCAUUAUUAUGCCCUUCAAGGGAAUGAAACAUUGCCAAACAGGGAUUUGUAUGCCUCCCAAGAAACUUUUGGCCAAGAGGUUUUUAUUACCAUGUUCAAAUUCACCGUUAUAUAUGUUUUAAAUUCCUUUUCAGGUAAUGUUGACAUUGUUCCUGAGCAUAUGCCGAGAUGGAACAUCACAUUGAUGGAUCUUUAUGUUUUUCUAUUGUUACAAUCAUACAUGAACUAUGCCGAAGUUCCAAUUGGCCAUCGUCGAAGACUAGAGGAACCGGUACCUAGAGACCCUGAAGCUCCAAGGACAUUGGAAGAUGAAGUUGAAGUUCAAGCUCCUAGGACAGAGGAAGUUGAACGUCUUGAGGCAGGAUUUUCCAUUAACAAAACAUUUUUCUUUGUCAGUAACUUUUUGUCUUCUACAGCUUCCGGCGGGAUCUUUGCCUUCUUGCAAAUGAGCAAAGAAAAAGCUAAACCAACAUUGAAGCACAUCUACAUUGCUUGCAGUGUAUGCUUGGCCACAUCAAUCGUUGUUGUGGUUGCAGGUGUGGCACUCAUUUUGAUCCCUUGGAAGUCUGGUUUGAAGUCUCUGAUACUCAAAUUAGCUACUUGUGCCACUUUGGUUCUUUUCAUGUCAGAUUCAUUCUUGGCAAUAAUAGCUUUCAAUAUUGGAAGUUGAUGGCCAAGAUCAUACUAUGUACCCCUGGUGUUCCAAGACAGUCAUAUGGAUUAUUGAAUAUAUGCAUUUGGUAGAAUCAAUGGUGCAUUAUGUAUAGAUGAAUUGUACAUUUUUUUUUUUAAUGUAACUUGUGUAUAAGUGAAAAUUGGAGAAUUUCA
Macadamia integrifolia is the source of this 1109-nucleotide messenger RNA. RefSeq lists its product as uncharacterized. The coding region runs from base 373 to 951 and encodes 192 amino acids. The transcript is spliced from 2 exons. The record is from RefSeq and is a predicted model, not a curated record. NCBI's taxonomy places the organism in Eukaryota, Viridiplantae, Streptophyta, Magnoliopsida, Proteales, Proteaceae.